Messenger RNA from Symbiodinium sp. CCMP2592, 1209 nucleotides. NCBI's taxonomy places the organism in Eukaryota, Dinophyceae, Suessiales, Symbiodiniaceae. The record is from the annotation of a GenBank genome assembly.
AUGCCUGCGCCACGUGGCGAGACCUUCCUUCAGAAGGUCUCGAAGGAGCUCAUCGCGGUUGCAUCAAGGCGCCAAAGCAAAGGGAAAAGUCACGAAGGCCACAUUGAUGGGGCUUCGUCGCUCCUUGCGCCGAGAACACGAGAACAGAAGAAUGUGGCUAGCCCCAGCGGGCGAGUACGCCUGUCUCCGGCCGUGGGACACGGAGAAGCUGAGCUGCAGUUCUCAGCCACAAACGGAAGGAAGCACGUGAAAAGGGCGGAGCUUGAGAUGCCGACGCUUCAAGAGCAUGUGAAGGACACCUCGAGCCGAACGCCGAAGCAAACGAAUGGCGUUGCCAGAAAAGCUCUCUCUGUGGAGAGCGACGGUGGCGCUGGUGGUGCUAGUCAAGGCCGUCUGAAAAGGAAGGCCAUGGCGACAAAGAAUGUGGAGAGGUCUGAAGAGGCCAAGAGGCCGCACCUGGACAAAAGUCCUCCGGGGUCGCACGUGUGCCUCAUGCAGGUGCGCGACGCCGACCUUCUAGAAGCUUGGUCCCGCGGUGAGACUCUGGUGGUUGAAGACGAUGACGAAGUUGAGCACUUCGAACAAGGUGCUGCCGACAACGAUGUCACCGACGUCACGGCGAUGCAGAGAGGUGGAUCUGUGCUGUGGCAGGACUCACCUCGCAGGACGAGGAGGCGGAUCCGAAAGCGGCUGCGGCUGCAGGAAUCCUUGCUCGGUGAUGACGUGAUCGAUGCUGACCUCGAGCAGGAGCAGUACCUGCAUAACGGCGAUAAAUGGUUAGAGAAAGCCGUCGACGUCGACCAGGCUUGGGAUGAGCCGGAUGGCGACGUUUGCGAAGAGCCCGAGGAAGAGCCGGAGGAUCUGGAGAACUUGGAGGAGCUUGAGGAGGAGGUUGAGUAUCUCCCUGAUGAGGAGGUAGAGCUGGAAGAAGGGGAGGAAGAACCGGAGGCUGCAGAUGAUGUGGAGCUGGAGCUGGAGGAAUGGGAUCUUGAGGCGGCUGCGAGGGAGUUGGAGGCAGAGGUGAAGAACGAGGAAGCCGGCCAUGUGAAUGGCGAUGCCGUCGCGUCCAAGCGGCACCAGGCCUCCUUGGUUCCGGCUGCAGACAUUGCGCCGAACAAGGAAUCCAAGCCUCGGAAGCGCGCGAAACUGGUUCCAGAGAAGAGCCAGGCAGCUCCCAAGGCCACAGCUGGUGCCGGCAGCGCCGUCUGA